Molecule: messenger RNA, 1104 nt
Organism: Canariomyces notabilis
Lineage: Eukaryota; Fungi; Ascomycota; Sordariomycetes; Sordariales; Chaetomiaceae
Exons: 1
Coding region: 286-897 (203 amino acids)
Source: RefSeq, a predicted model, not a curated record
GAAUAUUCGAAGGCAGAAGGUCCCGUACGAAACAUGGUGCAAGCCAACCCAGCUAUGCGGGACACAGUUCUGGAAAGGAAAUGCGGUCAACCCGGGUCUUCAGAAACGCGUCAGGCUUCGUAUUCCAUCCACUCAGCAACGCAAAGGGAUAAUUUGUGAUAAGGUUAAAGUAGAAGCAGAAUCCAAGGCCUUCGAAAACCAGAAUUUAACACACGAAAGGAGACCAUCCGAAUCACUAUAUAUCUGAUUGUUCAAGAUGCACUGCCUCUCCAAGUCUCCGCUGCGAUGGUUCAGCUGCCCCUUUUACGGGCACAGGAAGGCAUGAAUGACAGAGGCUGUGUGCAGGGAAAAGGCCAGCUUCAAAGCAGGAGCAAGAGGAUAUCUAGGAGUCUGGCUUGUUCAGCUGGCGGGGGUGUAGCUGAACGACCCAAUCACGUACCGAAGCACAGUAGCACAGCUGCCUUCGAGUCGUGUCUGGCAACGGUGGCACCUCAUAGAGGGAUGAAAGAGAAGGCUAAGCCUACGGGGCAGGACCGAGAAACUUUGAAGUACCGAAUUACCUCAGUACUGUAUGCACCGUACAAACAGUGCACUAGGGAAGGAACGAAGGAGCACGAAAACCUAGGUUGGUGGUUGGAAAGAGCCAUCAGGCUGGUUGUUAACCUAGCAUGCUUCCUCUGGAUAUUGGCUUGUCGUGGAUUCCAAACCUUGACGAUCCAGAGCCGAGUGCGGCUAAAGGUCAAUGAGAACAGUAAUCUGCGCAUCCCGUUCGAAAGACGGUGGGAUGUGUUAGUCGUAGGGUGCCAAGAUGUUGCAAUUGGCUGCAAGGAAGAGAGGGAGUUGGCCGAGAAGGGAGGAAGGAACAAGGCAGACAGACUGGGGCCACUGGGCAGUUGAGAUGGACCUUCGGAACCUACCUUAUCUUUGGUAGGAAGGCGGCACUUCGCAACCCCGGUCAGUACACACGAUAUUGUAUGCUGUUUACCUGCCGUCAAGGCAUAAUAUUGCCGGACAGCGACGCAACAUGCCCGAUCUCUGCCUCCAGGACCGGCUCGGGUGUGGAUAUUUCCAUGAUCAAUCAUGUACUUUGUAUUGCACACUAGA